Messenger RNA from Linepithema humile (Argentine ant), 2815 nucleotides. Its product is annotated as transmembrane channel-like protein 5. The record is from RefSeq and is a predicted model, not a curated record. Gene Ontology annotation, cellular component: plasma membrane. Gene Ontology annotation, molecular function: mechanosensitive monoatomic ion channel activity. NCBI's taxonomy places the organism in Eukaryota, Metazoa, Arthropoda, Insecta, Hymenoptera, Formicidae.
GCCAAUUCUGCCGAUUGGCUGCGUUGGCCAAGCGACAGUGCACUACGCCCUCUCGUAUUUUUAGAUCGAAUCAUUUCUUGUCAAAAUGAAAUGAAACGUAUAGGUGUAUAAUUUUAUUAUAUGCAUUGUUAUGUCGAAAAUUUAAUUUUAUGAAAUACAUUUUUUGAAAGAAAGUUUGUCAUACGCAAAUCUUUUGUUACGCUAGAUCAAUAUACUUUAUCUAGUCACUUUAUCUAUCAGUUUUUAAUAUCUCUAUCAAAUCACAUUAGAGAUACAGAUAGAUUACAUUGUGAUAUUGCGAUAUAGAAAACUAUAUGUUUAUAAAGCUUAUAUUUAAUGUUUUUAUCUUUAUUACUCACAUGGAGACCAAUAUUGAUCGAUAAUUGUUCUUUGUUGACGGAUGAUAAUAUUUUAGCUAAUACAUUAAAUAUAACUCAAGUUAACAUCACAUUAACAUCAAGAUGUCUUCCGCAAUUCAAGAAGAAUCUUCUGAUCGAACUGUUCAAAUGCAACAGCUAUUGCCAAUGAGAUUUGCAAGGGAGAGUGAAAAGUACAAUGUGACACAUGAUUUAAAUGCCAUUAUUCCGUAUACUACUUUAAGAAUGCGCAAUAUUACUGAGUUGUCACAAGAGGAAUGUGCUAAUGCAAUUGCCAAUCACCUGCAAUCAAGUAACAAAUUUAUGCAUGACGAUCCUGCAGCAGAAAAAUUUAGAAUAGAAACUUUAAAAGCAAUACCACAGUGUCUUACCAUAAAAAGAUUUGUCAAGUCGCAGCUGCUAGCAACUGUUAAUCUAAAGACAAAGAAAAAAUCAAUUAGCUAUUGGAAGUGGUUUAAAUAUAACAUUAUUUUAAAACUUAUAAAGAUUCGAGUAGCAAUGGAGAACUUUUUAUUGACUAUGAAACAUUUAAUGUGGUAUCAAACAAUAAAAGCCAUUGAGAGUCACAGCGGAAGCGGUGUGGCGACAUACUUUAAAUUCCUAAGAUGGUUACUCUUUCUAAAUAUAUUUUCCUGCAUUUUAAGUAUAUCUUUUAUUGUAAUUCCGCAAUCAUUGGACCAAAUAUACAUACCAGGUGAUAUUCAAGCAUUAGAUUUUUUAACAGGCAGUGGCUUUUUUUCCAACACAAUAAUGUAUUAUGGUUUUUAUUCCAAUGACACAAUAGAGAUAUCAUUUGGAACCAAAUAUAGCAUUCCGUUUGCCUAUUUGUUAACGCUGCUUUUUUGCUACAUAGUUACUUUUAUCGUACUCUCCGUCAACGUUAUAUCUUCUUAUAGAAACUCUUAUGUCGAGAUACGUGGAAAUGUGCAUGAUUUAUACACUAACAAGAUAUUUUGUGGCUGGGACUUCAGUAUAUCUUCGUCAAAAAUUGCUGCCUUGCAAUCGGCAUCUAUUUACAAAGAACUAGAAGAGCUAUUAGCAGAAACAAGACAACAGACGCAUCAGCAUUGGUUCGCUAAGUGUUCGUUAUUGAUAAUGCAACUUGGUGUGGCAGCUAUUGUUGUAUUUAUGAUUUGCGGCGCUGGUGGUCUCAUUUGGACGCUGUUAGGUCAUCACGAUCUAGAAGCACCUGGAACUAUCUCUGUAAUGAUCGUACCGACUGUCAUUACUGCUAUCAUACAUAUUUUUCCCGCAAUUAUUUCGUAUUUGGCAUUGCUAGAACGCUACAACAACAAACGCACGGAACUCUACAUGACAGUGGUCAGAAAUCACGCGGUUGCCGCGACGAUAAUCGGCACAUUAUUUGCUUUCUGGAUAAUCAAGAGCACAUCGCAUUGCUGGCAAACGGAUUUGGGAGAAGAGAUCUAUCGACUAAUUGUACUGGACUUCAUCGCUUCCGUGUUCGGAGCGUGUUUGCAAUUUGCACGCCUCACGCUGCACAAAAGAUUUUUGAUGAAACUCGGCAGGCUGCAAUUUGAUAUCGCUCGCGGUACAUUGAACCUAAUAUACAAUCAGACGCUCUUUUGGAUGGGCUUCUACUUCAGCCCACUAAUGUCCCUUAUAAUUGUGAUAAAGCUGAUUUUCACGUUCUACGUGAAGAAGUACGAGCUGCAGAAAUGCUAUCCGCGAUCAUCGCAGCCUUGGCGAGCGGCGCAAACAGAAACGCUGUUCCUGGCUCUCGCGUUUCUCGGCAUGAUCGGUGUGUUGCUCACAAUAGGCUACAUCAUCACGAACGUGGAAAGUGAUGACUGCGGGCCCUUCCAAAACUAUUCUCACACUUGGGACUUUAUUGUCGAUGAAAUGUUAUCGUUAAGGAGAGAUAGCGCAUUUUGGAGUUUUGUUUCGGAACUUACGAGGCCGGCGACUGGCGCUGCCAUAUUGGUCGGCAUGUGUAUUGCAGUAUACUGUUUGCGGGCGAAGGCGCAAGCGAGCAAAGAAGUACUGCAAAUUUUAUCGGACAUGCUGCUACUGCAAUCCCAAGAUAAGCAAUUUCUUAUGAAAAGUUUCACUAAAUUUGCCAAUGAACAUGCUCUUGCUGAAAAUGAAGAGAUUUUAAUUCCCCGCCGACGUAAUUUACCGUCGACCAGUUUCAAAGAAAGUUGACCACAAAUAAUUGCGUUAGUUGACAAUUUGGUGAUAAGCAGCCAAAGCGCAGGUUAGAGAUUGAUAUAAAGUUAUAUUUAUGAUUUAUAGAUAUUUCUAGUUUUUAAUUAUACUAUUGUUUCCAUGAUUUGCCAUAAUUUGAACACUAAGACUGUCGUUCUAGAGUAUAAAUAAUAUAUUUUUGAUAUAAGAACUCACAAUUUAUAAAAAUAUAAUAGUUACUGUGUAACACUACAUAGUCAUGCGCAGUUAAAAUAAAAAAAUAUGUAUGUUAA